AUGCGGCUUCAGGACUCUUCUGUAUCAACCUCAACUUCAAGUGAAACACGAUCUCAUCCAAUAAACGAUGUUGCAAAAACUGGCCCUUCGGUCUUGGAGUCUUCAGACAGUUCAAAGUUUAAUGUCUGUAGGAGAAGCACAUUCUUUAAAAAUAGAAAAGAUUUUAUUCAAGGGAAAGUCGAAGUACCAAGAGAUACUAGUUUUCUAGGUACGUACACUUUCCUGUGCCAACAAAUAUUCUCUGUUAAGGUUGAUGUUCUUAGUGACCAGGAACUGAUUUUUGUUUUUGCUACCAACAGUCAUCGAAAAUACGGGAAAGCGCUUGUUCUUGACGGUAUCGUGCAAUUGACGGAGAAAUACGAAUGCGCUUAUCAGGAGAUGAUAUCCCACCUUCCACUUUGUUCCAUUCCAUCGCCAAAAAAUUUUUUGGUUAUUGGUGGCGGAGAUGGUGGUGUUCUAAGAGAGAUAUCUCGCCACAAAUCCGUAGAGCAUAUUGACAUCUGUGAGAUAGAUGAUAUGGUUAUAGAA
Molecule: messenger RNA, 528 nt
Organism: Papaver somniferum (opium poppy)
Lineage: Eukaryota; Viridiplantae; Streptophyta; Magnoliopsida; Ranunculales; Papaveraceae
Product: spermidine synthase-like
Exons: 3
Biological process (GO): spermidine biosynthetic process
Cellular component (GO): cytosol
Molecular function (GO): spermidine synthase activity
Source: RefSeq, a predicted model, not a curated record